CUUUAUACAGAAAAGUUACGCAAGACUGGUUCUUCUAGGUAAAAAUAAAUCAUGUUUUAAAAUAAAAUGACCAAGCAAAUUUAACAUGUGGGAUGUGUAUAUCCGGGAAGAACAAAACUGCAAAAUUUCAAAGAAAUGUCAAGUGAAUGUAUUUUGGUGACAGGAGGAGCCGGCUUUGUAGGCAGCCAUUCUGUAAUAGAACUAAUCAACGCCGGAUAUUCUGUUGUUGUUGUAGACAAUUUUGUAAAUGCUAAUCAUGAAACUAUGAUGAGAAUAGGAGAAAUAUGUGGAACAAAAAUAACAAAUUACAGUAUAGAUUUAACGAAUAAAUCUGCUCUACACGAUUUAUUUAGUAAGCAUAAAUUCACAAGUGUGAUACACACGGCCGGACUUAAGGUUAUAGGAGAAUCUUGUGAUGUACCAUUACUGUACUACCGAGUAAAUGUUUGUGGGACUAUAAACUUGAUAGAGGUAAUGAAAGAGCACAAUGUUAAAAACCUAAUAUUUUCAAGUUCAGCAUCUGUUUAUGGUCCUCCCGAAUAUUUACCUUUGGAUGAGAAUCACCGCACUGGACGAGGUGUUAAACCGUACGGUAAAACAAAGCAAUGUAUGGAAGAACUGUUUAAAGAUUUAUGCAAGGCAGAACAAGGCUGGAACAUAAUCAUUCUACGUUACUUUAAUGUAGCGGGUGCCCAUCAGUCUGGUAAGAUUGGUGACAAUACACAGGGUCCACCUGCAUACUUAAUAUCAUACUGUGCACAGGUAGCGGCUGGAAAAAGAUCGGAAGUUGUCAUAUAUGGAAAUGAUUUUGAUACCCAUGAUGGCACGGGUGUCAGGGAUUACGUUCAUGUGGUGGAUCUUGCCUACGCACACGUAUUAGCACAAAAGCAGUUGGAGAAGGAAUGUGGUUUACGGAUAUACAACAUAGGAUCAGGCCAAUGUCAUUCUGUACUGGAUAUGAUAAAUGCUAUGAGUAAAUCAUCGGGUAAACAAGUGAAGUACAGAAUAGCAGAUCGUAGACCAGAGGAUAUAGGAUCUUUUUAUUGUAAACCAGAUUUAGCGUUGGAAGAGCUAGGUUGGAAAGCCACAAAAGGAUUAAAUGAAAUGUGUGAUGACUUAUGGCGAUGGCAAUCACGGAACACUGAUUCCUCCCCACUCAGUUGAUUAAAGUGUUUAUAUAAUAUAUCAAGGGGGCAUGCUUAGACAGCUUACAGUGGAAAGUGGUCCGUGACAUAUCAUCACACAUGUGAAUGCCGAGAGACAACGAAGAGUACAAUCGCUAAACGCUGUCCAAGAUACUGAUGUCUUUCGUUUCUAUAUUGAAAAUUUUAUAAUCUUGUUACUAGUAAGAGACAAUAAAUAGAAGCUUCAUUAAAGCGAUAUGUAACCUA
This is a messenger RNA of Mytilus californianus (California mussel), 1391 nucleotides long. RefSeq names its product UDP-glucose 4-epimerase-like. Gene Ontology annotation, biological process: beta-D-galactose catabolic process via UDP-galactose, Leloir pathway. Lineage: Eukaryota; Metazoa; Mollusca; Bivalvia; Mytilida; Mytilidae. The coding region runs from base 136 to 1164 and encodes 342 amino acids. Gene Ontology annotation, cellular component: cytosol. Gene Ontology annotation, molecular function: UDP-glucose 4-epimerase activity. The transcript has 10 exons. The record is from RefSeq and is a predicted model, not a curated record.